This is a messenger RNA of Neomonachus schauinslandi (Hawaiian monk seal), 1206 nucleotides long. It is a transcript of the gene C16H16orf46, whose product is annotated as chromosome 16 C16orf46 homolog. NCBI's taxonomy places the organism in Eukaryota, Metazoa, Chordata, Mammalia, Carnivora, Phocidae. The transcript is spliced from 2 exons. The record is from RefSeq and is a predicted model, not a curated record. Bases 1 to 1206 code for a protein of 401 amino acids.
AUGGAUCUCUGUCAGAAAAAUGAGACUGAGUUAGAAAAUAGUGAAAAUAAGGAAAUUCAAAGCCCAGAAGAAACGGAAUUAACCUAUACUUGCCCAGAUGAAAGAAGUGAAAAGAAUCAUGUUUGUUGUCUUCUCAAUAUCAGUGACAUUACGCUUGAACAAGAUAAAAGGGCCAGCGAAUUUGUCAUCGGAACUGGAUGGGAAGAAGCUGUCCAAGGCUGGGGAAGGACUUCUCCAACUGCCUGCAUCUGGCCCAGGAAGAAGCUUAAAAAGGCGAGGGUGGGAGAAAGUACCAGCAGCUGCUUACUCUGUGGCAGUCUCUCCCAAGGGAGCGCUGAGGCCAGGCCUCAGGCCCAGGCGGAGAAGUUGGGGUUGGGGGCUCCGGCUGAGGUGGGUCCGGAGAAGGAUCAAGGCAGCCCCUCCCAGACUCAGGGGACCCCUCCGGGCCCCACCGCUGCCUCCAGGGAGAUUAGCAAGAUCUGCUUUCCCCCCUAUGGUCAGGGAGAGAAAAAAAAUCUGCAAAUAAAGGAGUUUAUUUGGUGCAAGGAAGACUGGGCCACCCCUGAGGCUCUUAGGGGCAAGGACUCCAGAAGCCCCAGCAGAGGUCCCUCCAUCUCAGACUCCUUGACUUCCAGGGCCCUUUUAGUUCUACCUCCCCUGAAGGCUUCACCCCCAAACGGCUUGGAUGUUCUGGGUAAGAAGAGUAAGAACUUCUUCUUGCAGCCGGAAGAGAAGGUGCUGAGUGUGGAAAAGGAUGAGUGUGUGGCUUGUGCAUAUGGAUUGAAAACAGUUGACGGGAAAGGUGAAAAGAGACCCAUUGAGCUGGCCAAGCACCCCAAGGGCAAUGACGCACUGCCUUUCCCUCCCCGGGUGGCCCCGACAUCCCUGCUGGCCGAUCCGGAGCGGUGCUGCCUACACUGGUCGCUCCUGCCUGAGAAAAACCCGAUGUGCCCUCCCAACCCCAGCAAUGUGCGCUAUCUCGCCACUGUGCAGCUUUUGCAGAAACACGGAGUGCAAAACUACAAAGCCAAAUUCAAAGCCAGGGAGCCAAGACCUCCCGUCAACACCCAAAAGCGCAUUCUCACGGAGGCCAAGCAGGAACACAGGCCCCAAAAUUUGGAGACCAAAGUGUUCCCGAGAACUCUCUUGCCAUCCCUCACCGUGAGCAGAGUUGUUAUUCCUGUCUCCACUCACAGACUGCUCUGA